This is a messenger RNA of Micropterus salmoides (largemouth bass), 3477 nucleotides long. RefSeq names its product far upstream element (FUSE) binding protein 3 (gene fubp3). Gene Ontology annotation, cellular component: nucleus; cytoplasm. Gene Ontology annotation, biological process: regulation of gene expression. NCBI's taxonomy places the organism in Eukaryota, Metazoa, Chordata, Actinopteri, Centrarchiformes, Centrarchidae. Gene Ontology annotation, molecular function: mRNA binding. The record is from RefSeq and is a predicted model, not a curated record.
CUUUUCCCUUUUUUUUUUUUUUUUUUAAGUGUGGCUCUCAGCUGCCGAGGCGGACGAUGAUGAUGAUGGCGGAGCUGGUUCAGGGACAGGCCUCGGUGGCUCAGCCCGGAACGAAAGAUGACUUCGCAGACACGAUACGCCGGGUCCGACAGUUGACAAAUAACGAAACUGCACAUCACAGCCAACAUCUGAUGGUAGCAAAGAUGGGAGGAGACCAGAUGCCUAACAUGAACAGUUCCUCUGCGGUCAUAGACCCCUCCCUGUACGGUUUUGGAGGCCAAAAACGUUCACUCGACAAUGGAGUAGGGAACCACCUCGGUGCAAUGGUACAUCAAAGGGCUCUUGCGACAGAAGACUUCAAAGUGCCUGAUAAGAUGGUGGGAUUCAUCAUUGGAAAAGGAGGAGAGCAGAUCUCAAGAAUUCAGCUGGAAUCGGGUUGUAAGAUCCAGAUUGCUUCAGACAGUGGAGGCAUGUUGGACAGGCCCUGCACACUGACUGGGAGCCCAGAGAACAUUGAGCAGGCCAAGAGGCUGUUGACUGAGAUUGUGGAGCAGUGUCGGUAUGGGCCAGGCUUCCACAGUGAGAUGGACGGCAACAGUUCGAUCCAGCAGAUCCUUAUCCCCGCCAACAAAGUCGGCCUGGUCAUCGGCAAAGGAGGAGAGACCAUCAAACAACUGCAGGAGAGAACAGGAGUGCAGAUGAUAAUGAUUCAGGAUGACCCCAUGCCCACUGGAGCAGACAAGCCCCUGCGAAUCACUGGGGAUCCCCACAAAGUGCAGCAAGCCCGUGAACUUGUAGUGAAGCUUAUCCGAGACAAGGACCAAGGAGACUUCAGGGUUGGCAGGGCAGACUUUGGAUCCAAAAUGGGGGGAAGCAGUCUUGAUGUGGUUGUGCCCAGAUUUGCUGUUGGCAUCAUCAUCGGCAGGAACGGAGAGAUGAUCAAGAUUCAGAAUGACGCCGGGGUCAGGAUCCAGUUCAAACAAGAUGAUGGAGUCAGUCCUGACAGAGUUGCUCAGGUGAUGGGCCAGCCCGACCACUGCCACCAUGCGGUCCACCUCAUCAAUGAACUGGUUCAAACUGCUCAGGAGCGAGAUGGGUUUGGGGGUGUAGUGGGACGUCGAGGGCGAGGUGACUGUAACAUGGGAGGGCCUGGAGGACUGCAGGAGGUGACAUAUGCAGUUCCUGCUGACAAGUGUGGUCUAGUGAUUGGCAAAGGUGGGGAAACCAUCAAGAACAUCAAAGAGCAGUCUCGUGCCCAUGUGGAGCUCCAGAGAAACCCGCCUCCCAACACCGACCCCAACAUGCGCAUCUUCUCCAUCCGAGGCACCCCUCCGCAAUUGGAAAAGGCCCGCCAGCUGAUCGAUGAGAGAAUUGGGGGCCCAGGAAUGGGGGGCAACAGCAGCUUUGGUAUGAAUCCCUACAACCAAGGACCAGCCACUCCUCCUCAACAUGGGCCUCAGACAUUCAUGACUGGAGGCUGGGGUACAACUUUUCAAAUAUGGCAGCCUCAAGGCCAGCAGGACCACAGUCACAAUGGAUCCCAGACGGGCCAGAUGGACUGGGAGCAGUAUUAUAAAAAGCUAGGUCAGCAGAACCAAGCUCAGGGCACUGCUCCUGAAUACAACAAAGCUUGGGGCCAGACAACUGGUCCUGGAUCUCAGCAGACCUCUAAUCCUGACUACAAUGCCUGGGUUGACUUCUACAGACAGCCGAUGGCCUACUUCAACCAGGGCGCACAGCAGACACAAGCUCCGGGCCUUCAGGAUCAUUAGAGAAGACGCCCAGGUGAAAGACUUGAAUCACGGAGAGGAUGAAAACAACCCUUUUUUAACAGGGGGGGUUCUAGAUUUACAACGCCUUGAAGACUCUUUUUCUUAGUGAGAAACACUAGCUGUAGAAUGACUUAUAUGAUAAAGUAAUAUUUCUAAAAUCAGGAACAUUUAUUUGUUACUAAAUGCUUGUGUACACUGUUAUUUUGAAUAGACAGUAUCUGGGAUCCCUUUUUGGACUUGAGAGAGCUGUUUUCGUUUUUCUAUAUUUUCCUGUCUUUGACUCAGAUUGUACCGCCAAAAUGAACCCAAAAGUUGUAACAUUUCAAACGGCAAUAUGAUCUAUUUUUUCUAGUUAUGUUGAAAUGAAACCAUGGUUAUGAGCUUAGCAGUCUUGAAUACAGUUUGUCAACAUGUCAUAAGAUGUUUAAAAAAGUGUGUUAAAAUGUUUUCCUUUUACAUAAUUCAGUGAAAUGAAACUGUGAUGUUUUUGUUACAGGAAAUGUAUUUUUGUUACAAGACUUAAAAAUAAGGAUUAAUGUCAGCCAGUGGCAAUAGUUCUAAUUUAAUUCCUGUUGUGCAUUUGUAUGCUGUUUUUCAUUGUCAUUUUAUUGUACUCUGGUUUAAAAAAAAAAAAAGGUGCAAUAUCUUAUUUCACUUUUGAAACAAAGAUGGGUUCUCUAAUAUUUUGACAGACUUUUAACUUGUAGUUUUAAGAUGUGUUUUUUUGUUUUUUUCAAAUGGAAAAUGUCAUGGAUAAUUUAUUACAAUUAUCUGGUGAUAGGAUUUAGGGGGAUGUUGCAAAUAGCUUUUUUGCCUUUGCUACCUUGUAAAACUAUGUAUAUAUGCUCAUAUAUUUGACUGUUAAUUUAAAAUAUAUAUGUUUCAUAUAUAUAUAUAUAUACUUAUAGAAAAACUAUUUUUUUUUUUUCCUGUGAUCAUCGUUGCAGGAAAAUUGUCCCUCUGUUUCUGUUCUGUUUUCAUACUGAAAGUGUUCAAAGAUUGUGAAUGUGUGAUAUGAAAUUUGAUGUUGCAUCUUAUUAUGAAGAAAACUAAGAAGUGGUAGAUUUUUGUGUAUGUUCUGUACCUGAACUAUUCAAGACUGCUAAGCCAUUGUACUUCUACCUGUGUAAUAAUUAAUGUAGUAUUUUAUGUUUUAAGUAUUAUGAUCAAAACUGUCUUAUUUGGUACCUCCCAGUUCACUAACGCCCCACUGAGUCCUCGCUGUGGACUCUGUGAGGCGUUGGACUCAGUCCAAUGCUAAUAACUUUUUAAUUAAUUUUUUUAUUUCUUUGUGUGAUCUAAUAUAAAUGUUAUAAAUGAUACAUCAUUAUGGAAAAAAAAUAUUCUGGUAAUGUCAUUUCUUAAUGAAAAGGGAUAUAAUUUCAAAAUGUCUAAUUAUGGUGUUUGUUUUUUGUUUUUUUUCCUUAUGUGUACAGUUAACCAUGUAUUAAAAACAUCCAGACUACCUUUAUUGUGUACUGUUGAACAUUUGGAUGUCUUUCGUUGUAUUCUGAUCCUCAGAAACUUUCUGAGAGCUAUUGUGUAAUUACUAACAGAUGAUACAUGGAGGAUAUAUAGGACAACUGUAUGUUUUCAUGUUGUUGUUUUUUUUUUUUUUUUUUUUUUUUUAAAGCAUAAAAUAUAUUUUUUCUAUUCUCCAGUCUAUUGCCAAUUCUCAAAUUCAAAUAAAUUUUCCACAAGCCUC